This is a messenger RNA of Aspergillus tanneri, 1239 nucleotides long. RefSeq names its product acetamidase/formamidase family protein. Gene Ontology annotation, molecular function: hydrolase activity, acting on carbon-nitrogen (but not peptide) bonds, in linear amides. Bases 1 to 1239 code for a protein of 412 amino acids. The record is from RefSeq and is a predicted model, not a curated record. Lineage: Eukaryota; Fungi; Ascomycota; Eurotiomycetes; Eurotiales; Aspergillaceae. The transcript is spliced from 5 exons.
AUGGGAACCAAGGGAAUUCGUACCGCUGUCAAGGUUGACUUGAACAAGCCUGCCUCGGAACAAGCAGGUUUACACAAUCGAUGGCAUCCGGAUGUUCCCUCGUGUGGAAAAAUCGCAAACAAUGAAGUUGUCAAGAUCGAAUGCCUAGACUGGACGGGAGGCCAGAUUAAGAAUAAUGACUCUGCUGACGACGUGAAGAAUGUCGAUCUGACAGAAAUUCAUUAUCUAUCCGGCCCAUUUGAUAUCGAGACCGCGGAGCCUGGCGAUGUACUUCUGGUUGAAAUCCAGGACGUUCAGCCUUUUGAAGACCAGCCCUGGGGGUUCAGUGGCGUCUUUAGUGCCGAUAACGGGGGUGGCUUCUUGGAUGAAUUCUAUCCUAAGGCGGCGAAAGCAAUCUGGGAUUUCGAGGGAAUCUUCUGUUCCUCCCGCCAUAUUCCACACGUGCGCUUUGCAGGCCUCAUCCAUCCCGGAAUCUUGGGAUGUGCACCUUCUGCAGAGGUCCUGGCGGAGUGGAACCGCCGUGAGGGCGAGCUGAUUGCGACGAACACUAUCGAACGUGAUGUCGCGAAGCCCCCUGAACCAAAGAAUGCGCACUCCGGCAAUGCGGAUGAGACCCUGAAGGAGAAAAUUGCGAGAGAGGGGGCCCGGACAAUCCCGAAGGGCCGUCCCGAAAACGGAGGAAAUUGUGAUAUAAAGAAUCUCUCUCGAGGCUCCAAGGUCUAUCUCCCUGUCCACGUCCCUGGAGCCAAGUUCUCCGUCGGCGAUCUACAUUUCUCGCAAGGGGACGGUGAGAUAUCCUUCUGCGGCGCUAUCGAAAUGGCCGGAGUUAUCACCAUCAAGUUCACCGUGAUCAAAGACGGCAUGGCCAAAAUGGCAAUGAAGUCUCCCAUCUUCCACCCUGGACCUGUUGAGCCGCAGUUUGGCCCUGGUCGGUACUUGACUUUUGAAGGAUUCUCGGUCGACCAUCAUGGCAAGCAACACUACCUGGAUGCCACAGUCGCAUACCGAGAAACUUGUCUUAGGGUGAUCGAGUACCUUCGUCGAUAUGGCUAUAAUGACUAUCAGAUAUACAUGCUGCUCAGCUGCGCCCCGGUUCAGGGCCAUAUUGCUGGAUUAGUGGAUAUUCCCAAUGCUUGUACAACUAUGGGAGUGCCAAUGGAUAUUUUUGAUUUUGAUAUCCGACCUGAGGCAGAGGUUGUUAAGAAAGAUAUGGGAACAUGCGCAUUCGAAAGUUCAUGA